Molecule: messenger RNA, 1472 nt
Organism: Durio zibethinus
Lineage: Eukaryota; Viridiplantae; Streptophyta; Magnoliopsida; Malvales; Malvaceae
Product: Tetratricopeptide repeat (TPR)-like superfamily protein
Molecular function (GO): protein binding
Source: RefSeq, a predicted model, not a curated record
AUGUGUUCAGUCAAAGCUUUCUCUUUUAUCUCUCAAACAGAAUUUCAUACUCCCAAAUUUCCCAACCAUAAACCCUCCAAAACCCUCACCCCACUGUUCACCCAUCCACACCCUUUGAACAAACCAAACUCCCUCCACUUCCAAACAACCAAACUUCACACAUCCCAAGCCACUUCAAUUCUCCCAACCAAAACCUCUUCUGUGUUUCCAAAGACACAAUUUUUGAAAUCUUUAUCGGAAAAAAUUGUUGUUUUCCUUGUUGGGUCUUUCAUUUAUGGGUGUUUCAAUGCUAGACCAUGUUUGGCAGUUUCUGCUCAAGCAACAACCAGCUCUGGAGUAAAUUUAGAGGGAAAGAAGGAAACCCAGAAAGAGAAAAAUGAGGAGGAGGAGAGGUAUGAGAAGGUUUUGGAGAAAGAGCCUCGAAAUAUUGAGGCUUUGAAGGUGGUUUUGUAUGGGAAGAUGAGGAGAGGGAAGAAUAAAGACGCUGUGGAAUGUGUGGAGAAGUUGAUUGACAUUGAGCCAACUGAGGUUGAAUGGAGGCUAUUGCAGGCCAUUUGUUAUGAGAUGAUGGGGCAGCUUAGCAACGCUAAAAGACUGUACAAGGAAAUAUUGGAGGAGAGACCUCUUUUGAUCAAAGCUUUGCAUGGUCUGGCUAUGGUGAUGCACAAAAACCAUGAUGGUCAAGCAGUCUUUGAGAUGCUUAAUGAAGCUCUAGAAGUUGCUCUUCGUGAAAAGAGAGUCACUGAGGAAAGAAACAUAAGAAUUUUAGUUGCUCAAAUGCAUGUUGUCAAGGGGGAAUUGGAGGAGGGGCUGAAGAAAUUUCAAGAUUUAGUAAAUGAUAAUCCUCGAGAUUUUCGGCCUUAUCUUUGCCAGGGAAUUAUCUAUAGUUUACUUGACAAGAAGGAGGAAGCAGCUGAACAGUUUGAGAUAUAUCAGAGUCUUGUACCCGAAGAAUUUCCACAAAGAGGCUUCCUUGAUGAUGUUGUAUUGGCAGCAAAAACCAAAUCUCGGAAAUGGCUCCAGAAGGAGUUUGAAGCUGAAUUCUCAUACAAAAAGUAACGAACAGGCAAUGUCUCACAUGUUAGUCAUGUAGGUGGUAGGUUUUUCUCCUUUUACUUGUGGUGGAUAGUCCUGAAAAGCUCAAAUGGAAUUUGGAUAGCGAUGUACAGAGUGGUUUGCAUUCUGGUGUCAUCUGUAUACGGAUCCCAGGGUUAUUAGAUUAUUAGAAUUUGCAAUGCAUGCAGAACGAAAAUAAACUUCUUCAGACCAUAUAGAUGCAUUAAAUUGUUAUCAGAGAAACAUUAUGUUACUCUCAUUCAUAGCAAAUUUUAAGGUAUCCCUGGAAAAAUCACUAGCCUACCUGUAUAGAUCCAACUCAUGCUGCAACUGCGAGUUUGCAAGCCAUUAAUCGGUCAUUGCUUCUUCUUUUUUUCGAACGUUGCCUUUUGAAUUAAGUUUGAAUUUAUAUAAAU